Messenger RNA from Schistocerca cancellata (South American locust), 1509 nucleotides. RefSeq lists its product as uncharacterized. The transcript has 7 exons. The record is from RefSeq and is a predicted model, not a curated record. Lineage: Eukaryota; Metazoa; Arthropoda; Insecta; Orthoptera; Acrididae. The coding region runs from base 170 to 985 and encodes 271 amino acids.
CGUGUUCAGCCUCGCUGACCUUGCCACGACUGAAACAGCAGCGUAACUGUGGAUAUCGUCGAUUACUGCUGAGUGAGCGGCCGCUACUUAUAUCAACCUACGUACUAGCGUCACAUCAGUCGGGCGACGACGCUUGCUGAAGAGGUGCUGAGAAGCUUUCUAUUUCAGGAUGACGGAUGGCUGUGUAGUGGGAUGGUGUGGUCGUGGUGAGGGCCCAAGGAAGUUUACACGCAGGCCUGUGCAAGUGUGCUAUGAUUCACCUGCUGCUGCUGCUGUUAAUCGUUCAUACUAUGAUGACCGUCGUUAUGAGGCACUCACAGGUGACAGGGUUCUUGAACUCAUUGUGCCAAAGAAGUCUGCUCGCACGUGGAAAGUGAUGCAAGGGGAGCUGUGUCGGAUAACUGUCUGUGAAGGUUCACAGGUUGGUGAUUUAAACUUCUGGAAUCUUCACAAUACAAAGGAAAGAUUUUAUUCUGGAAAAACACGUCAGCUACAUUCUGCACAUCUGACUGUUUAUGACAGAUUGUGGAGCAAUUUACCGUACCUACGUCCAAUGGCAACUGUAGUUGCUGAUUCCAUUAAGUAUGGUAUAGAUGAGGAUGGUGCAGGUGUACAUGAUGUUAUAGGAACUAGGUGUGAUCAGUAUACAACAAAGCUAAUUACUGGGAAAGAAACAAAUGACUCGUGUCAUGCAUACUUAACAGAAGCUGUAAAGAAAGAGGGCCUGACAGAAGAUGAUGUACAUGAUGUAUGGAAUAUAUUUAUGUGCACAGGAUUCACUAAGGAUACACACCAGUACUUUGCCAAAGCCAGCCCAGCGAAGAAAGGUGACUACAUUGAAUUUAUAGCAGAUAUGGAUCUUCUUGUAGCAUUAAGUGCAUGUCCACAUGGAGAUGUAUCGAUCCCAGUUGGCAGAGAAAUACCUGACAGCAUUUGCCAUCCUCUGAAAGUUGAAGUUUUUAAAGCAAAGAAACCAGCAGCAUAACUCUGUAUUUAAGGGUUGGUUAUGUGCCAUCUCAGCCAGUUCUCGCAUUUUGAUACCUUGGCAUAAUUACCAGUCAACCAUAUGUACAGGUGUCAAUAAGCAGAGGCACACUCAGUCAUCUACCACUAGAGCUGUCUCUACUGUUCUUCACCAUUUUUCUGUGGAGAAGAAAAGGAAUAUAUUGCUGAUAUAUGCUGUCUUAAGAUAGUGCAGUUUUUUUAACUUUACAGUUUUUGCAUGUGCAAAAUAAUCUGAAAAUAAUUGAAGUAUCUGCAAUUUUUUUACUAGUGUGUACUAGAAGUGUGUAUUGGUUUUAGUUAUAACAACUGAGUUUCUUCUUAUGAAGUUAUUGUUCAAACAGUAAGAAAGACUAAAUUCUUCAAAGAAUAAGAAAAUUUUUAAUGUAUAUAGAAAGAUAAUAUGUAUACAGAAUGUGCAGUAUCACUGUUGUAUAUAUUUCCAAUGGAGGUUACUUUUACAAUUACUUUUAUUUGAUGUAUCAUCAGUUGUAUAAAGACUAAAUA